AUGAGGUACGCGGACCUUCUCAUCGACUUGGCCGCUGUUGCGAAAGCCUCCAGAUCCGUUGCCUCGAGACAUCUUGAGCUGCGGGCCGGACAGCUGGAUCGAUAUGGCAGGACGUCGAGUAUAAUUCGCGCCUACAAGGGACGCAUCCCACCGCAGCAGGAUCCCGUUCAAGCCAGGCAUAAUGAAGCUUCCGCGACUAGCCAGUCCGAUGCAUCCGCGUCUCAGGCAUCCCGAUCCCGGCCUGAAGGCACUGAGGCCAAUUCCUCCGGCGUGGACGCAGUGUUAAUGUUCGGCAUCGAACCAAGCCUGCCCAAGGAGUACGAGAGAUAUCAGGGUUUGAGUCAAAGUGUUCGAGAGCCUGAGGUUGCGCGUCAGCCGUCCAACCCUGGCCUUGAAGGAGCUUUUUCCAAGAUAAAGCAAGGACAACCUCCUAUCCCAGUGGCCCAGGCGAAUGGCGAUGUUGCCCCCCGAGAUACAGGCACCUCGUCUCAGAGCACGACCACGACUUCUCCGGACGUCUCAGAUGCUCCAGACGAGGUACCACCCGGAAUUGAGACAGGCAUCUUCCAUACUACCCGCGGCUCUCAGCUCUUACAAGGGCAUAAUAACUAUGUUGGGAAGAUUAGACCUACUACACCACCCCCCAAACCCUCUUGGUUCAAAGACUUUGGUCAUGACACGGCUGAGACGAAAACUUCGCCUGUGCAGCCUGAAAUGUCACAGGCCAAAGCAGAUACCGUCAAACAAGAGCCUGCAACUCCCAGCCGCACCCAGUCUGCCCCAUCGACAUCCAUUGAGGACGCAGACACCGCCACACCAGCGGGGCCCCAAGUUGCAGAAAAGGAGCACACCGAAAUGGCCAAUAACGUGCUUGCACAAGCCGAAUCUGUAUUUGCACCCGAGCCUGAGUUAUCAAAUAUCCAACCAGCCGAAGAACCCUCUGCUCCAUCGUAUGUUCUGCGGGAAUCGAAAGUACCUUCAACUCGGUUUGGCAGGCUCUGGAACUACGGUGGAUUGGCAGCUGGCAUGCUUGGCGGAGCUAUCACCGAAGGCUUCAGCCGAGGUUUCGGGGGUGGCGGUGAAGGCUCGGUGAUGCUGAGUCCGGCAAACAUGGAGAGACUAGUUGCAAAGCUAUCUCGUAUGAGAGGUGCAGCUUUGAAGCUAGGUCAGAUGAUGUCCUUCCAAGAUUCCAAGAUGCUGCCCGCGCCACUCCAAGAAGUCCUGCAGCGCGUGCAAGACCGCGCGGACUACAUGCCUGCGUGGCAGCGUGAUCGUGUUUUGACUGCCAGUCUUGGCCCUGAGUGGCGCGAACUAUACUCGGAGUUUGAAGAGAAGCCCAUAGCGGCAGCCUCGAUCGGUCAGGUCCACCGUGCUACCCUGAAGGCGACUGGUGAGAAGGUCGCCGUCAAGAUUCAGUUUCCCGGCGUCGCAGAUUCGAUCAAUUCCGACCUGGACAACUUGUCUGUACUGUUAAUGGCAACCAAGAUGCUCCCCAAAGGACUAUACCUCAACAAGACAAUUGACAACGCCCGCACCGAGCUUGGCUGGGAGUGCGAUUACGAGCGCGAGGCCCAAUGCGGACAGCGUUACCGUGAGCUUUUGGCUGAAGAACCGGACGUCUUUGCUGUGCCCAAGAUAUACGCCGAAGCCUCUGGUAAGCAUGUCCUGACGAUGGAGUUCAUGGAUGGUGUAGGUGUGACUCGGGUCACAUCCUUCACACAGGAGCAGCGCGACUGGAUUGGGACGCAAAUCUUGCGGCUGUGCCUGCGCGAAAUCACCGAGUUCCGUUUCAUGCAGACGGACCCCAACUGGACCAAUUUCUUGUACAACGCCGCGACCAACAAACUCGAGCUGCUCGACUUUGGCGCGUCGCGUGAGUUCCCGGAGGAAUUUGUCACGCUCUACGUCAACCUGCUCGCCGCGGCAGCGCGGUCGGACCGUGCAGCCGUCAAGGACUUGAGCGAGAAGCUGGGCUACCUCACAGGCCAUGAGAGCAAGGUUAUGCUCGAUGCCCAUAUCGCGAGCGUAUUGACGUUGGCGGAACCAUUCCUGGGCAGUGCGCCGGACGUCUACGACUUCCAUGACCAGACCAUUACGGAGCGUGUCAAGGCGCUCAUCCCCGUCAUGAUCAGAGAGCGCCUGGCGCCACCGCCCGAGGAGACGUACAGUCUGCACCGGAAGCUCAGUGGCGCAUUCCUGCUGUGUGCGAAGCUGGGGAGCAAGGUCCGAUGUAAGGAGUUAUUUGAGGCGGCUCUGCAGAAGACAAACCUAGACGUUAAGAGGUAA
This is a messenger RNA of Neoarthrinium moseri, 2286 nucleotides long. RefSeq lists its product as uncharacterized. Lineage: Eukaryota; Fungi; Ascomycota; Sordariomycetes; Amphisphaeriales; Apiosporaceae. Bases 1 to 2286 code for a protein of 761 amino acids. The transcript has a single exon. The record is from RefSeq and is a predicted model, not a curated record. Gene Ontology annotation, biological process: ubiquinone biosynthetic process. Gene Ontology annotation, molecular function: kinase activity. Gene Ontology annotation, cellular component: extrinsic component of mitochondrial inner membrane.